AUGACUCCAGUUACUUUCAACGCUGCUGAGAAUACCUAUAUUGAUCAUGAAUUGUCAAUCAAUUUGGAUUCAACUGAAGCUUUUGAAGGACCUGAAAAAUUGUUGGAAAUUUGGUUUUAUCAUAGUGAAAAAGAUAUCCCAGGUGAUAAAACUCUUAGAUCAAUCUCAUUUGAUGAUUGGGGGAAGAUUUUAGAUUUGGUUAAUUGUAAAGUUUUAUCAGUUAAAUCCACUUCAAAAUUGGAUGCUUUUUUAUUAUCUGAAUCUUCAUUAUUUGUUUAUGAUCAUAAAUUGAUUUUGAAAACUUGUGGUACAACAACUACUUUACAUUGUUUGGGUUCAUUAUUUGAAAUGGUUAAAAUCCAAUUGGGUUGGAAUUUCACAAAUAAGAAGAAUAGAUUAGAACCAUCAAAAGUUUUCUAUUCAAGAAGAGCAUUCAUGUUCCCAUUGAAGCAAAAAUCAAUCCAUAAGAAUUGGACAGACGAGGUUGAUUAUUUGAAUGGGUUUUUCGAAAAUGGGUCACAUUAUUUAAUCGGUAGAAUUGAUAAUAAUCAUUGGCAUUUAUAUACAACCGAACCAACUUCAGAAAAAUCCACUAUUCAUGAUGAUGAAGAAAUUGAUGAAACUUUUGAAAUCUUGAUGACUGAAUUAUCACCAGAUCGUGCCUUACAAUUCCAUACAUCUCGUAAACCAGGUUUUGAAAUUGAUGAAGAACAUGAUCUAGGUCAUUUCUUGGGUCAUUCCACUUCAAAUAAUACAGGUUUGAACAACUUGUAUAAUAAAGUUGAAGAACAUGAUGCUUUCGCAUUCACCCCAUGUGGAUAUUCUUCAAAUUCAAUCCUGGAUGAUGAUUCUUAUUAUACUAUACAUGUUACACCUGAAAAAGAUUGGUCUUAUGCUUCUUUUGAAUCAAAUGUUAAUCCAUUGAAAUAUGGGUUAAACAAUGUUGAUGUCUUGUACAAGGUUUUAAACGUUUUCAAACCUCAUAAGUUCCAAUUCACAUUGUUUUGUUCAGGUUAUGGUAAAGAUUUUGAAGCUUUAAGAAGAUUGGAUCAUAUUAAAGGUUAUAAGAAAGUUGACAAGAUCUUGUAUGAUCUUGAUAAUUAUCAAUUACUAUAUGUCAGUUUCCAAAUUGAUGAAGCAGAAUUGAUUAAUGGGCUAUCAAUUGAAUAUUGA
Messenger RNA from Hansenula anomala, 1173 nucleotides. RefSeq names its product adenosylmethionine decarboxylase SPE2 (gene SPE2). The coding region runs from base 1 to 1173 and encodes 390 amino acids. The transcript has a single exon. NCBI's taxonomy places the organism in Eukaryota, Fungi, Ascomycota, Saccharomycetes, Phaffomycetales, Wickerhamomycetaceae. Gene Ontology annotation, biological process: spermidine biosynthetic process; spermine biosynthetic process. Gene Ontology annotation, molecular function: adenosylmethionine decarboxylase activity. The record is from RefSeq and is a predicted model, not a curated record. Gene Ontology annotation, cellular component: cytosol.